AUGCACUUCUGCAAGAAAUGUGGAACCAUAAUGCAGACUCCAGAAGAGUCAAACAAGAGUUUUGCCUUAUGCUAUAACAGCAAAUGUGGCCACACAGAGCCUAUUGAAGCAAGCUGCCAGGAGACGACAUACGAACUCCUUUACAACACUCAACAGAUCACUAACAAAAAAAACGACAAUGAGGAGUACAACAGAGUACUGGGUCCAACAAUUGAACGUCAAUGUUCAUUCUGCAGAUAUAGGCUAGCGGCCUAUUUCACGAGACAGAUGAGGUCUGCAGAUGAAGGACAAUCUGUCUUUUAUACGUGUUUAAAUUGCAAGCGAGUUGAACGAGAAGAUUCGUAA
Molecule: messenger RNA, 345 nt
Organism: Helobdella robusta
Lineage: Eukaryota; Metazoa; Annelida; Clitellata; Rhynchobdellida; Glossiphoniidae
Exons: 1
Coding region: 1-345 (114 amino acids)
Biological process (GO): DNA-templated transcription; termination of RNA polymerase I transcription
Cellular component (GO): RNA polymerase I complex
Molecular function (GO): zinc ion binding; nucleic acid binding; DNA-directed RNA polymerase activity
Source: RefSeq, a predicted model, not a curated record